CGCACCAGCACCCUCAGCACCGCCUGCGCCGAGCACCGCGACCAGCACGUCCUGGUCCUGGAGCACGUGGUGCUGCGGCUCAGCAUCUCCCACCCGCGCCGCGGGGACCUCCACAUCAGCCUCGUCUCGCCGGCGGGCACCAGGUCGCAGCUCCUCGCCAGGAGGGUGUUCGACCACUCCAACGAGGGGUUCAAGGGCUGGGAGUUCAUGACCGUCCACUGCUGGGGGGAGCGGGCGGCGGGGGAGUGGACCCUGGAGAUCCACGACACGCCGUCCCAAGUGCGCAACCCCACGGCACAAGGGAAGCUGAAAGAGUGGAGCCUCCUCUUCUACGGGACAGCCGAGCACCCCUACACCACACUGGGCAGCCCCCAGUCCCGCGGGAGGACGCAGGAGGUGCCAGCAUCAGAGAUGGAGCCAUCUAGAGCAGCCUUCCUACAGAGCCAGGUGGAGGUGGCAGAGGAGGAGGAGGAGUACACGGGUCCCUGCCACCCCGAGUGUGGUGACCAAGGCUGCGACGGCCCCAACGCCGACCAGUGCCUGAACUGCAUCCACUACAGCCUGGGCAGCAUGAAAACCAGCAGGGUGUGCGUGAGCUCGUGCCCCGCAGGGUUUUUCGGUGACAAAGGUGCCCGGAGGUGCCGGCGGUGCCACAAGGGCUGCGAGCGCUGCGUCGGGAGGGGCCCCAGCCAGUGCACGGCGUGCAAGAGGAGCCUCUACCACCACCAGGAGAUGGGCACCUGCGUGGUGCUCUGCCCACCCGGGUUUUACGCCGAGGAACGUCAGAAACGCUGUCUGAAAUGUCAUCAAAGCUGUAAAAAAUGUGCCAGUGAAGCAGACAAGUGUACUGCAUGCAAAGAUGGAUUCAGCCUGGCAGGAGAGAGCUGCGUGCCCGAGUGCCAGCCAGCCAUGUACCUCAGCCGGGAGCCCCGACGGUGCGAGACCUGCCCCGCCAGCACAGGGCCGGGUGAGGAGGAGUGUGCACCCUGCACCCCCGAGACCCCCGCGCCCCACUGGCGCUGCGUCCCCGCCUGCCGCGAGGGCUUCUACCCCGCUGACAGCCACGGGCUGCCCAACAAGGUCUGCAAGAGGUGUGAUGACCACUGCUCAGCCUGUGAGGGCUCCAGUGGAAACUGCCUCAGGUGUAAAGAAGGUUUCAGCCUCCUCGGCGGCUCCUGUGUAACAAAUGAAACCUGCACCAACGCUGACAAGACUUUCUGUGAGAUGGUGAAAUCCAACAAGCUCUGUGAAAAGAAGCUGUUCGUGCAGUUCUGCUGUCAGACGUGUCUCAUGGCCGGGUAA
Merops nubicus (carmine bee-eater) is the source of this 1302-nucleotide messenger RNA. RefSeq names its product proprotein convertase subtilisin/kexin type 6-like. Gene Ontology annotation, biological process: peptide hormone processing. The record is from RefSeq and is a predicted model, not a curated record. Lineage: Eukaryota; Metazoa; Chordata; Aves; Coraciiformes; Meropidae. The transcript is spliced from 10 exons. Gene Ontology annotation, molecular function: serine-type endopeptidase activity. Gene Ontology annotation, cellular component: membrane; cell surface. The annotation marks the transcript as partial.